AUGGACGAGGACGUCUUGGCCAACUUCACCGCUCACGUUGCCAGUGAUUUCUCGGGCCCCCGGCCGUAUCCCGCACUCGUCAUCCCAUCCGAAGCAUCCCCUGCCACUGACGGCAGCAACCUCGCCGCUUUCAGACAAGGAGGGAUUUACGCCCCGGCUCCCGCUGCCAAAUCUCCUCGCCGCGCCGAGGUAAAGAUGUCGACUUCGUCACCUUCCACCCCUGGAGCCUCGAGUUUGGCAUCCGUCUCGCCCCCUUCCAUCGCCGCGCUGCGCACGCCCACGGACAUCGUCCCAAAUUACCAGGUCAAGGUUGCCGGCGAUGAGCCAGACGUUCGGCACCAUGAGCGCUCGCAUUCGAUGCACGAGCCCGAGAGCUUAGUGCCUUCGACACAGGAUCCAUACCUCAUAGGCGAGCAAGCCGGCGAGCGCGCCAACACGAUCCUCGGCGCACCGGGCUCGAGGAAGCAUGUGCCAAGUCCGACCAUGCGCUCAAAACUACAGGUCAGUCGCGAUAUGUUUGCGUACGCGACGAGAACUAACUUCUGUGAUGGCCAGCAUGACCCUUCAGUAUCAUAUGUACUUCACCUCGUUGUAUUAGCUGUUCUGCAUAUUCACCCUAUUGACGCAAGCGGCAAGUUCUUGUGA
Peniophora sp. CBMAI 1063 is the source of this 645-nucleotide messenger RNA. The record is from the annotation of a GenBank genome assembly. NCBI's taxonomy places the organism in Eukaryota, Fungi, Basidiomycota, Agaricomycetes, Russulales, Peniophoraceae.